Helicoverpa armigera (cotton bollworm) is the source of this 543-nucleotide messenger RNA. RefSeq lists its product as uncharacterized. The record is from RefSeq and is a predicted model, not a curated record. Lineage: Eukaryota; Metazoa; Arthropoda; Insecta; Lepidoptera; Noctuidae. The coding region runs from base 1 to 543 and encodes 180 amino acids. The transcript has a single exon.
AUGCCUUCAGAAGAAAUACCUUCUUUUGUCAAAGCUAACCUCAAGCACUUGGUUCUAGCUGACAGUGACUUUGAUAAACCCGGUGACAUUGAUCUUUUGUUAGGCGCAGAUAUUUUCCAUAGCAUUUAUAAUGGUCAACGACUUGAAGUAGGCCCGGGUCUACCGGUAGCCCUACAUAGUGUAUUCGGCUGGGUUAUCACGGGCAGGCUCGACGCUGAGUGUUCGCCUCCAGCUGAAACGUCUACACUUUUGGCUUCCACAGCUGCCUUAGACAAUGUGGUCAAGCGAUUCUGGGAGGUAGAAGAGCCGCCUAAGCAAAAGAUUGUCAACCCGGAAAAUGAAAAAUGUGAACAGAUGUACACAGACCUCGUUCGACGCAACGAAGAUGGAAGAUAUGUAGUACCUAUGCUACUAAAGGAAGAACAUGAGCAGUUAGGAGACUCUCAUCGCACGGCCUUAUCCAGACUUCAUAAUUUGGAGAAACGGUUCCUUCAUCACGAAGACCUGAAACACGAUUAUGGAGAAUUUAUGCAAGAGGAUUAA